Messenger RNA from Andrographis paniculata, 542 nucleotides. RefSeq lists its product as uncharacterized. Lineage: Eukaryota; Viridiplantae; Streptophyta; Magnoliopsida; Lamiales; Acanthaceae. The transcript has 2 exons. The record is from RefSeq and is a predicted model, not a curated record. Bases 118 to 297 code for a protein of 59 amino acids.
UAUAAUGUGCAAAAUAGUAAUUGACUGACCCUUCAAUUUUGCAUCGAGCAGAAGCAAGCUAGGGUUAAGCGAAAUCAGAUAUAAUAACCACCGGGACACGCAGCUUUGUUUCCCAAGAUGCCCGGGUUUUCGGGAUUCCAAGCUCUCGCACCCAAGACCAAGAAUCUGGUUGUCGCCGGAGGGCUGUCAGGAUUCGUGUUCGGGGUGUAUUUCUACACGAUGAGAGCUGUUGGCAGUACGGACGAACUCCAAGUAGCUAUCGACAAAUUUGAAUCGCAGAAACAGGGAAGUGAGUGAGCCAGGUGCAACAUUUGCAUCCAAAGCUUUGUCCUGCACUUUGAUAGAGAACCAGAUCUAUAUGAUACCAUGAAAGUUUUCGGUUAGUACUUGAAAUGUUCGAAUAAGUUAAUGAUUUUAAGAUCCUUUUGUUCUUUGAUCGAACUGCCUUUUAGGUGUGGCUAAUAAUAUCUGGUGUAAAAAUCACAUCACAUUUACAUAUGCAAACAGCAGUUUGAUUGAAAUGAAAAUCAGAAUUUUUCUUA